This is a messenger RNA of Clunio marinus, 267 nucleotides long. Lineage: Eukaryota; Metazoa; Arthropoda; Insecta; Diptera; Chironomidae. The record is from the annotation of a GenBank genome assembly.
AUGAAAAUUAUUAAGAUAAUUGAAAGAAGAAGAGUUGAAGAAUGGAAAACCACAAGAAGAGAUAGACAUUUUGAAAUUUCCGAGGUGACGAAGAUUAUGAAAGUCAUGAUAAUGAAGAUGGGGAAGGAAAAGCUCAUAAAUAUAAUAUAUGAGAUGCUAUUUGAUGUUGUUCUUCAACAACAGGAAUACGACAAAAUAAAUUGGAAUUUCAUCUCAUAUUGCCAGAUCGUGUAUGGACAGAAUCGUUUAAGCUACAUAGAAUGUUGA